ACAAAAGAAUGGCGGCUGGGUUGGGUUUAGCUGAAUUAUGAACAAUAAAAGAUACAAGACGGUUUCCAAUGCCACAGCCGAAUUUAUCAUCAUCUACACCAGUUCAAUGGGCUUUACGCAUUUGGUUUCUCUUGUUUUUCUAAUCUUCACAAGCGUCAGUCCCACCGGAGCACAAACUUAUUGUGACAACGCAGGAUUGAUCUCAAGUAACAGCACCUACGCCGCAAAUCGCAACCUUAUCCUAUCCUCUCUAGCUUCCAAUGCAUCGGCGGAGCCUGGUUUCUACACUACUCAAACAAUAGGCCAAGAACCCAACAAAGUAUAUGCUCAGGCACUUUGCUUAGCAGACUCCACGACAGACUCAUGCAACAGAUGUGUUGAAACCUCCAGGGAGACAAUUAUGGCACAGUGUGCUAACGAAACCGGAGGAAUUUCUUGGGGACCUGAUUAUCCUCCAUGUAUCGUUCGCUACUCAAACAGAUCCAUCUUUGGAAAACCAGAGUUAUCACCCUUUCGUUCUGGGUACAAUACAGAUCAAAUCGCAUCGAAUCAAGAAGAGUUUGACCAGGUAUGGAAUGGUUUGAUGGAGAAUAUCACCACAAAAGCUUCUAUGGGCUCUGACACGCUGAAGUAUGCGACAGGGGAGAUAAAUGUUUCAAACAAUGAAAGGAUAUAUGCAUUGAUGCAGUGUACACCAGAUCUAUCACAAAGCGAUUGCGCGUAUUGUCUUAGAGAAUCUGUUAGUUAUUUCAAUAGUUGCUGCCAUGGGAAACAAGGAGGUUAUGUUCUUUAUCCGAGCUGUAUGUAUAGAUGGGAUAUGUAUCCCUUCUAUGGACUUAUUGUGGAUGGUUCUUCACCGCCCGCUCUGCCACAAACCAAUUCAACUACCGGAGGCCGCCCGCGCAAUAUUUCUCGAAUCAUUGUUUCUGUCACUGUUGUUCCAGCAGUAAUCUUCAUCGCAAUUUUUGGUGUCGUAUGCACAAUUGUCCGCAUCAGAAGAUUGAAACAAAAGGCUGAAAAACUAAAAGCUUGCGAAAAUGGUGAAUUUUUUGAUAGGGAAUCCUUCCCAUUUGACUUUGAAACCAUCAAAUUCGCAACCAAUAAUUUCUCCAAUGACAACAUGCUCGGACAAGGUGGAUUUGGUGCUGUUUACAAGGGUAGGCUUCACAAUGGACAAGAUGUGGCAGUGAAGAGACUUUCAUCAUAUUCAGGACAAGGAGAUUUAGAAUUUAAGAAUGAGGUUAUGUUGACAGCUCGGCUUCAACACAAAAAUCUUGUUAGGGUUCUUGGUUUUUGCUUACAUGGAAACGAAAGAAUUGUCAUCUACGAGUUGAUGCCCAACUCGAGCCUCGAUCACUUCUUGUUUGAUUCAAUAAGGCGUUUAGUAUUGAGUUGGGAAAUACGUUACAACAUCAUAGUUGGCACAGCAAGAGGAAUUCUUUACCUUCAUGAAGAUUCGCGACUUCGAGUUAUUCACCGAGACCUGAAAGCCAGCAAUAUCUUGCUAGACGAAUGGAUGAACCCAAAAAUAUCAGAUUUUGGAGUGGCUAGAUUGUUUGAAAUGGAUCAAACUCGAGACAGAACAACCAGGAUUGUUGGUACCUUUGGCUAUAUGGCUCCAGAGUACGCGAGAAAUGGACAUGUUUCAGUCAAGUCAGAUGUCUUUAGCUUUGGCGUUCUAGUUUUGGAAAUCAUCUGUGGCCAAAAGAACACUUGUUUCAGUAUUGGAAAUGAAGCAGAGCACUUACUAACCUAUGCUUGGAACUGUUGGAGCGACGGCACGGCUUUGAAUAUAAUGGAUCCCCUUAUUAGUAAGGGUUCAAGAAGUGAAAUCAUGAGGUGCAUCCAUAUUGCAUUACUGUGUGUUCAAGAAACUGUAGCUGACAGACCAACUAUGGCAGUAAUUUGUGUUAUGCUUGGUGACUGCACAGUCUCACUCCCUAUGCCCUCGAGACCUGCCUAUUAUAUGGAUACUACCGUGGAGCCAGAUUUAAGACCAUCACAGAGGAAUAAUCAUAGCAGCUCUCGAUCAGGACAAUCCACAGACGGAUCCCCCCUGUCCAUGGUAAUUGAGGCUUCAUUUUCAACAAUAGAACCUCGAUAACUGUUUUACGAUGGAGGGAGACUCAUUACAAGUUGACAGUAGUCGACACUGUUUUGGCUACUCUGCAAGACAAUUCAAUGUAUAACAAUAUAUGCAUGAAUCCUCAAAUAACUCUCCAUUUAAUGAGAUCUCAUUUCUGUAUAAAUAUCACCAAAAGGUUAUUAAAAAUCAGGCUAGU
This is a messenger RNA of Tripterygium wilfordii, 2282 nucleotides long. Its product is annotated as putative receptor-like protein kinase At4g00960. The transcript has 6 exons. Bases 38 to 2104 code for a protein of 688 amino acids. Gene Ontology annotation, biological process: protein phosphorylation. Gene Ontology annotation, molecular function: protein kinase activity; ATP binding. Lineage: Eukaryota; Viridiplantae; Streptophyta; Magnoliopsida; Celastrales; Celastraceae. The record is from RefSeq and is a predicted model, not a curated record.